CGCGUUGAUUGUAUGACCUAUCUUCACUGUCAGGAGUAAUUAUUUUUUCUGUGCAUCUCACCGAAUAUCCCUGCUGCCCACACACUGCUGUGCCACAAUAUUUAAAAAGUCAAUUUGUAGAGAGGCACAUGUCUCUCUUCUGCUAAUGCACCAUGUGUGGGAAAGCUCUGGAGAGCAGUUAUGAAUGACAUCCACUCCACCAACAGUAAAGUAAUUCUCUAAAGGGAUUUGGCACACUUCAUGAGACAAUCAGGGUAGGCUACCCCUCAGAAACCUCCCACCUACAUGUAUAGAGCUAAAGUUUUGAUCCAUGGUCAGUAAUGGCACAUGAUUAUGACUCGAAGUUUAAAAUGUAAAGUAAUGACUACAUCUGGGAAAUGUGAGAUGCCAAAUCACUUUGUUGAUACUCAAUUUUACAAACUGUCACUGCCAGCUAAUGGGAUCCUUUCCCUCCAGAUGGCCGGUGAUUUCAGGCUCUGUUUCUAUAACAACGCACAGCCAGCAUCUGUCACUGAAGUCCCUUUGUUGUUCAUUGACCACAGCUCAGGGAGUCAGUGUGGGAAACUGAGCUCAGCUUGUUACACACACUGACUAAAAGGCGGCACGUGUCCAAAGACUCCGCUACAUGUGGGCAGCAGCAGGAUUACUGUCUUAAGUUUAUUUUAAAUUACAUGAAUGGACAAUGAUAUCUUAUGGUAUUGCUUUUACUAAAUGAUGCAUUUUUGAUGAAUCAAAAUUUAAGAUGAAAUUAUCAAGUUGUAUAACAUUUAAUAUUAAACUAGCUAAAUUAUGAAAUUCAAAAAAUAGAUAAUUUUUACCUGCUACAUGUUAUGCUGUGGCUCUAUAAGUGCUGGAAAAAAGGAAAAAAAAUCAUCUUCGUUUUUCUACAUAUUUAUUCUCAUGAAGUGUAAUUCAUUAAUUACAGCAUGAAUGUUUUUCUCCUUCACGUGUGAUGGCAAAAUGAGCGUGUGCUCAGUCAAAGUCAUUGAUCCUAGCGUCAUCUGCUCUCUCUACAAGGUCACCACUUUCCCAGGUUCACACAGAGCUCUGUGAUUCUCUCCAUCACCCCCCAGUUAACUGUUCCCCUGAGAUCUAACUAUUGUCCCUGAGGCGAUGUAACAACCUUUAGCAAGUUGCUGUUCCACAUGUCCUUUUGUCUCACCAAGCUCUCUCAUUGGCUGAGACUGUGAGAAACUCCAGCCAGACCAAGACCCACACAUUCAUAUGGAGAUGUGGGACUAUAAAUAGGAGGCAUGAAGACAGCAGAGAUCAGAUUCUCUCUACAGAGACCUCGACAGCACACAGAUCCAGCCAUGGCACCUACAAUCACUGCACCAAUGACCAACUCUCAGGAGCAUCUGACUCUGACCCACAAGCUCAGAAAACCUCUGGUGGAGAAGUUACGCAGAGAGCGAAUCAACAGCAGCAUUGAGCAGCUCAAGUCUCUGCUGGGUCCAGACUUCCUCAAACAGCAGCCAGACUCUAAGCUGGAGAAAGCAGACAUCCUGGAGAUGACAGUUUGCUUCCUGACACAGCUGCAGCAGCAGAAUCAACAGCAGAGAAGACUGCUGAACCUCGUCAACAAGCUGCAGUCUUCCUCUGUGAAGAACCUGAUGGAGGCUGACUUCUCUCUCCUGAGCUCCACAGUCCAGACCAGCAUCACCAAAGAAAACAGGCCAGUCAACAGCGCCCUCUGGAGGCCGUGGUAGACACUUACAGACUGGACUUACUACCAGACAAACUGAGAUGACCAUGUUGGUCAAAGAUUACUGCAACUGAAUUCUAUGAAAUUUAAGGACUUGUUCUUCUGUAUGAACAGGAGGCUGUUUAUAUACUUUUGUCUAUUUCAAACUUUCUUGUUAAGAAAAACAUCAUUUCCUGUGGAAAUAGUGAAACAGAGUGACAUUAUCUCUCAUAUUAAGAAUGAACCAAUGUCAUGCAUGGUGCAUGAAUCAUAUCAAACAUUAAGUAAAUGAGUUUUUACUAUGAUAAAUAGCUUUUAUCACGUUAUGGUGGUACAUGAAAUGAAGUAUACUACUUCUUGAGUGUUGAUCAUCAUUUUGAUCAAAAACUUUGAUUGUCCUGUUUAUGGACAUUUUGUCAUGAUUGACUUUUUCUCACUUUAUGUGAUUACUCAAAACUGAUCUGUUUUAAGAUCAACAUGUUAAUCUUUUUAUUGUAAAAGGUUUCUUUAAUGUCACAUUGUCACAGUUUUCCAGUGACAAUAUAAGUUUUACUUUAGAGAAUGAACUACAUUUUUUGGUUAUUAAGAAUCUGACCUGUUGUGGUCAAUUUUAACAGUUUCUUUUGUUCAGUAAUCACAAAAGUUUAAUCCAUUUGGAAAAAAACUCUCAAAGGACAGUGACUACAGUGUCCUCCAAUAUUGUAAACUGUUUGUCUUUUAUAAAGACAGAUGUUCCCUUACUCUCUCUGAGUACAGUGUGUCUUGUGGGAAUCUACAAGUUGUUGUUGUGAUGUAUCAUCACCUCUGGAGCUUUCAUACUUGCUGUGGCUCAUUGUGAAUUGUUGAAUAAACAAACUUUGUAUGA
This is a messenger RNA of Seriola aureovittata, 2549 nucleotides long. Its product is annotated as transcription factor HES-7.1-B-like. Gene Ontology annotation, biological process: anterior/posterior pattern specification; regulation of transcription by RNA polymerase II; regulation of neurogenesis. Gene Ontology annotation, molecular function: RNA polymerase II cis-regulatory region sequence-specific DNA binding; DNA-binding transcription factor activity, RNA polymerase II-specific; protein dimerization activity. The record is from RefSeq and is a predicted model, not a curated record. Bases 1254 to 1709 code for a protein of 151 amino acids. Gene Ontology annotation, cellular component: nucleus. The transcript has 2 exons. Lineage: Eukaryota; Metazoa; Chordata; Actinopteri; Carangiformes; Carangidae.